CAAGUCAAGCGACAAAGACCAUCUUGGCUCUGCUGCACCGUCCCGGUGGACGGCCACCUCUAGGAGAAGAUGGCCAGGUCUCCUGUGCUUCUCCUGCUCGCUCUGGGAUUCUGCUGCCCUGGGGUCCGGGGGCAGAGGUACGAUAUGGAGGCCAGGUUUCGAGACAGAAGCAUCACACACCCCCAGGUGGGACAGCAGCUGGAGCUGGAGUGUCAGACUCCCAAGGAGGACAGUGGUGCAUUCUGGAUCCACCAGGACAAGGGUGGGAGCCUUCACUUCAUCGUCUUCAUCUCUUCCCUGUCCCGGACCACCUUCAGUGGAAACCAGAAGACAUCCAAACGCUUCGAGGCAAGCAAAGACGGCAAGUUCUACCGGUUGGUAGUGAAGUCUUUCACGCCGCAAGAUGAGGGAAACUAUUUCUGCCUCGUGAACAGCAACCAAGUGCUGUACUUCAGCCUUGGUCAGCCUGCCUUCUUCCCAGUCACCACCACAGUGGCACCCACUACACCAGCACUCACCACCCAGAGUGGCAUCACCGAAAAGGACCCCUGCCCAAGGACCCCGGAUACAGAGAUCAGCAAAGAGACGAAUUUCUUCUGUAACAUCUUCAUCUGGGUUCCCUUGUCAGGCGCCUGCCUCCUGCUCCUCCUCGCCCUGGCAGUCACCAUCACCCUGUGUCAACAAACCAGAAGACGAAGAUGCAGGUGUAAAAGACCUGCAAAUGGGAAGCCCAACGCCAAAGCCAGCGUGCCGAGCCGACACGUAUAAGCAGCUGCACCUUCUGGAUCAUCUUCUGGGAGCUGUUGCUCCACAAGGCCAUCACCUAUGUUAUCUAUACUGCUACUAAUUCUCAUGCACUCUGCCUUGACACAUUUGAAAAGAAGGAUGGAGCCGACACACGGACAGCAAGCAGGCACUUUUUCUGUCAACUGCACGCUGAAGCACAGCUCCUUCCAAAAACUGAGAUUUUGCAAAUUAAUUCCCCAGGCCAAAUGCCACCUCUGUUCCCAAUGACAGAGCUCUGUGGUUCAGGCAAAAGAAAACAUCCUGAUGCUGACGUGUAUCAGCAAUAAGCUGAUGAGAAAUAAGGAUGUUAGCUGGAUCUUUCCUCAGGAGUGUAUAAUUCUUUCUAAAAUGCAGCUAAAUGUUGAAUUUGCUACCAGAUUACUUAGACAUAAACCCCCUCACUUAACAGACCCUCUUUUCUUGGUGCCAAUGUAUCUGCUAAGGGUUUUACUGUUCAUCUAAUAUAACACAAAGCUGCACUGAGAGGGUAAAUACUGAUUAAAGGGCCUUGCUUUUAAAGUUCUUACAGCCCUAGGGGCUAAGGUUUAUUCUGUUUCCCUCUUGCUAUCCUUCCUUGCUAUCCUACUUCCACUGAUUUCAGAGGUUUUGCCUGAGCAAGGAAGGUGGAAUUUUCUUUCUUUCUGGAAGAAAUGUUUGAGUAGUGAAAAAAACCAGUCUUUGUCACUUGCUUUGUUUAAGCAGGACUUUCAGCCUACCUUCUUGGGACAUGUUCAUUGACUACAAUGAGUUCUGUUUUUUCCGCUCUCUAUUUGUAUUUGAUCCUUACUACACUUGCACAUCACAACCUGAGAAAAAAAAAAUAAAACAAUGGUUUUAGUUGGA
Calidris pugnax (ruff) is the source of this 1629-nucleotide messenger RNA. It is a transcript of the gene CD8A, whose product is annotated as CD8a molecule. NCBI's taxonomy places the organism in Eukaryota, Metazoa, Chordata, Aves, Charadriiformes, Scolopacidae. The coding region runs from base 70 to 768 and encodes 232 amino acids. The record is from RefSeq and is a predicted model, not a curated record. The transcript is spliced from 6 exons.